CCCUCGGAAUUUAAAGAGAGCCAGCGUCUUCCGUUUCGUUUUCAUCAUUGCUCACCAGUUUUGCGUCUGCAACAGUGAAUCGACGAGCGCUCGAAGAUAUUUUUUUUCGGUCGUGUCGGGUUGUCAUCGAUUUCGUGUCGUCUCGAGAAGUAAGAUCUGCGCAGUAACACACGCACGCCCGCAUUCGAGCAGGAGAAGGCGAGAGAAAUGGGAGCUCUGGAUCACUUCGCCGACCUCUUCGACUGUUCCGGCGGCAGCUCCAGGCUCAAGAGGCGCAAGCAGUUGCAGACGGUGGAGGUCAAGGUGAAGCUGGACUGUGAGGGGUGCGAGCGGCGGGUGCGGCGCGCGGUGGAGGGGAUGAAGGGCGUCCAGCAGGUGGACAUCGACCGCAAGUCGAGCAAGGUCACGGUGGUCGGGUACGUGGAACCCAGCAAGGUGAUUGGGCGCAUCAGCCACCGGACGGGCAAGAGGGCCGAGCUGUGGCCGUACGUGCCGUACGACGAGGUCGACCACCCGUACGCGCAGGGCGUGUAUGACAGGAAGGCGCCGGCGGGGUACGUGAGGUACUCGCAGGACCCUCGGCAGAACCAGCUGGCCCGCGCGAGCUCCACGGAGGUCCGCUACACCACCGCCUUCAGCGAAGAGAACCCGAAUGCCUGCGCGGUCAUGUGAACGCGAUCCGGAGAUCAGACGCCGCUGGAAUUUCCGUCCUACGAGGUUAAAGCUGAUUGGGUAGGAAGGAUUCUUCUAUCGUGCGAAUCUGUAAAUUAGGGUAAUAUCUGUUAUGUAUGGUUGGUUUGUCUUUUAUGUUUUGUUUCUGUUCGACCAUUAGGCUGUGUAGAAUCGAAAAUACAGAACAAACUUUGUUUUUACUUGAUGGGUUCUCUGCGAAUGAUAUCAUCUGUGUGGCAUUUACCUU
This is a messenger RNA of Eucalyptus grandis, 919 nucleotides long. RefSeq names its product heavy metal-associated isoprenylated plant protein 26. The transcript has 2 exons. Gene Ontology annotation, molecular function: metal ion binding. Lineage: Eukaryota; Viridiplantae; Streptophyta; Magnoliopsida; Myrtales; Myrtaceae. Bases 208 to 672 code for a protein of 154 amino acids. The record is from RefSeq and is a predicted model, not a curated record.